AUGGCUGGCAGUGAUGUCUCCGACUCUGGACUCUCCAAACGACCCUUGGUGUUUGUCAUCUUCCCGCUUGUGGCUGUCUUCAUCUGCGCCAUGUUCGUCGCGAUGCUGUAUCGCCGACGCCAGAGGGCGAAGCUCGCGCCACUUCAUCCACAUUGGACGCACGCCAACCCAGCUACACCAUAUUCGGCUCGAGUACACCCAUACAGAAACAAUGCCGCCAGAAAUGGUGGGGGUGCUGGACGACGAUGGGGCCCUUGGGGCACGAGGAGUCAAGAAGGCCUCAAUGAGCUAGGCGAGGCGCCGCCGCCGUACGAUGGAAAGAGAGAUAUGGGAGAUUCGAGGGAGGUCGAGUUGAGGGACUUGGAGGCAGGGCAUGGACCGGCAAAUCCUGCUGGAUUGACGAGUGAUCGCCCGCCAGGCUAUCCUGCCGAACCUGGACCGGCUGUUGUGAGAUGA
Molecule: messenger RNA, 456 nt
Organism: Emericellopsis atlantica
Lineage: Eukaryota; Fungi; Ascomycota; Sordariomycetes; Hypocreales; Bionectriaceae
Exons: 1
Coding region: 1-456 (151 amino acids)
Source: RefSeq, a predicted model, not a curated record